Molecule: messenger RNA, 1590 nt
Organism: Lampris incognitus (smalleye Pacific opah)
Lineage: Eukaryota; Metazoa; Chordata; Actinopteri; Lampriformes; Lampridae
Gene: cyp19a1a
Product: aromatase
Exons: 9
Coding region: 1-1590 (529 amino acids)
Molecular function (GO): oxidoreductase activity, acting on paired donors, with incorporation or reduction of molecular oxygen; iron ion binding; monooxygenase activity
Source: RefSeq, a predicted model, not a curated record
AUGGAUCUGUUCUCUGUUUGCAAACGGAGAGUGACUCUGGUGCAACUGGACACCGAAAUGGCCGACCUGCUCAUCUCUGGGUCAACCAAUGCCACAGCGGUGGGAUCAGAGAGCCUCGCCAUUACAACUGGAACACUGUUUCUGCUCCUGUCUCUGCUCUUUGCUGUAUGGAGCCAUUCAGACAAGACAACGGUACCUGGUCCUUCUUUCUGUCUUGGUUUGGGGCCAUUGCUUUCCUAUAUGAGGUUCAUUUGGACAGGCAUAGGAAUGGCCAGCAACUACUACAACAAAAAAUACGGCGAUAUUGUCCGAGUCUGGAUCAACGGGGAGGAGACCCUAAUAAUCAGCAGGCCAUCAGCAGUGCACCACGUACUGAAGCAUGAGCAUUACACGUCUCGUUUUGGAAGCAAGAAGGGGCUAAACUGCAUUGGCAUGGAUGAGAGAGGCCUCAUCUUCAACAGCAACAUCAGUCUGUGGAAGAAGAUGCGCACCUAUUUCGUCAAAGCCCUGACAGGUCCAGGUUUGCAGCAGGCGAUGGAAGUAUGUGUGUCCUCCACACAGUUACACUUGGACAGCCUGUGGGGACUAAACCCAGAUGUAAAACUAACUGACAGCUCAGGCCAGGUGGAUGUUUUAAGUCUGCUGCGUUGCGUUGUGGUGAACAUCUCCAACAGACUAUUCCUAGGUGUAGCUGUGAAUGAGAAGGAGCUGCUGCUGAAGAUCCAGAAGUACUUCGACACAUGGCAGGCUGUGUUGAUAAGUCCGGACAUCUACUUUAAGUUCAACAGGAAUCAGCAGAGGCAUAAGAAAGCAGCCCAGGAGCUGCAGGAUGCCAUGGAGAGCCUGAUAGAGGAGAAGAGAAGAGCUCUGGAGGAGGCAGACAAACUGGACAACAUCAACUUCACUGCUGACCUCAUAUUCGCACAGAACCACGGUGAGCUGUCUGCUGAUAAUGUAAGACAGUGUGUGCUGGAGAUGGUGAUCGCAGCCCCCGACACGCUCUCCAUCAGCCUCUUCUUCAUGCUGCUGAUCCUGAAACAAAACCCUGACGUGGAGCUGCAGAUUCUACGGGAGAUAGACUCUGUUAAAGGUGAGCGGGAGCUCCAGAACGCUGACCUCAAGAGGUUGCAGGUGCUUGAGACCUUCAUCAACGAAUCUCUACGCUACCAUCCUGUCGUGGACUUCAUCAUGCGCAGGGCCAUAUCCGAUGACAUCAUAGAUGGCUACAGGGUACCGAAGGGAAUAAACAUCAUCCUGAAUGUUGGCCACAUGCACCGGGCAGCAUACUUCCUCAAACCCAACCAGUUCAGUCUGGAUAAUUUUAAAAAAACCGUUCCCAGCCGUUAUUUCCAGCCGUUCGGUUCAGGUCCUCGCUCCUGUGUUGGCAAACACAUUGCCAUGGUGAUGAUGAAAUCUAUCCUGGUGACACUGCUGUCACAAUACUCUGUGUGUGCCCAUGAGGGCUUGACACUGAACCGCCUUCCACAGACCAACAACCUUUCCAAGCAGCCUGCCGAACACGUGCAGGGGGCAGGUUCCCUCAACAUGACCUUCAUACCCAGGAAAAAAGGAAGUUUUCACAGAAAAUAA